Molecule: messenger RNA, 1258 nt
Organism: Tremella mesenterica DSM 1558
Lineage: Eukaryota; Fungi; Basidiomycota; Tremellomycetes; Tremellales; Tremellaceae
Exons: 7
Coding region: 18-1136 (372 amino acids)
Biological process (GO): L-leucine biosynthetic process
Cellular component (GO): cytosol
Molecular function (GO): NAD binding; 3-isopropylmalate dehydrogenase activity; magnesium ion binding
Source: RefSeq, a predicted model, not a curated record
GUUCAACUCACAACGAAAUGUCACAAAAAACGUUCAAAAUCACCAUCCUACCUGGUGACGGCAUCGGUCCUGAAGUCACUGGUCAAGCCGUCCGGGUAUUAGAGACCAUUGUCAAACUCACCAAACUCCCACUCGAGAUUACGUCUUGUGAUUUUGGUGGGGUGGCAAUUGACAAUCAUGGAAAUCCCCUACCCGAAUCGACUCUGAAAAGUUGUAAAGAGGCAGAUGCUAUCCUUCUCGGUGCUGUGGGUGGUCCGAAAUGGGGUGUUGGACCUGUCAGACCUGAACAAGGGAUUUUGAAACUUCGCAAAGAACUCGGUUUGUUUGCCAAUAUUCGCCCGGCCAAUUUCGCCAGUGAAUCUUUGUUAAAACAUUCACCUUUGAAAGAAGAGGUAGCUCGCGGGACGGAUAUUAUAGUCCUUCGAGAACUUAUUGGUGGUAUUUACUUCGGUGACCGACAAGAAACCGACUCGACCGGUACCGCCUGGGACACAUGUAUCUACACUAUCCCAGAAGUAGAACGUAUAACCCGUGUGGCUUGUCAAAUCGCUCUGGCUGCCGAUCCUCCUUUACCGGUACAUUCGAUAGAUAAAGCCAACGUACUCGCUUCUUCGCGUUUGUGGCGUAAGACGGUUACGGAACUUAUGGCAAAGGAAUAUCCUCAACUCAAGUUGGACCAUCAAUUGGUAGAUAGUGCAGCUAUGAUCAUGGUGUCAAACCCGAGGAAGCUGAAUGGGGUGGUUUUGACUGAGAACAUGUUCGGGGAUAUUCUCUCAGAUGAAAGUUCCGUCAUCCCUGGCUCUCUGGGAUUACUACCAUCUGCUUCUUUGGCAGGUGCUCCUGAUCCAAAUGCUACCGUUUCAGGGAUAUACGAACCAAUCCACGGUUCAGCCCCAGAUAUCGCAGGUCAAAAUAUCGCAAACCCCAUUGGAACUAUCCUAUCAGCAGCCAUGAUGCUUCGUUAUUCUCUCGGUCGACCUAACGAAGCUGACGCUAUCGAAAAAGCAGUGUCUAAAGUCCUUGAUGGGGCACAGCAGGGAGGUUUUGAUUAUCGAACUCGUGAUUUGGGUGGAGAGAGGAGUACGACUGAUGUAGGGGAUAAAGUAGUAGAAGUUUUGGAGAAGAUGUUGGGGUGAUAUUAAAGAAAGGUAUGAAUAGUGACCGUCAUACUCGAGAAUCGAAAUCUAAACUAAAAACGUACAUGGUGGUACGGGUGGAAAGGAGAUACGGAAAAUGCAUCUGUUCCAUACGGUACUGU